Molecule: messenger RNA, 5073 nt
Organism: Dendronephthya gigantea
Lineage: Eukaryota; Metazoa; Cnidaria; Anthozoa; Malacalcyonacea; Nephtheidae
Exons: 2
Coding region: 3208-4755 (515 amino acids)
Source: RefSeq, a predicted model, not a curated record
UCCACCAUGGCGAAAUUUUUAAGAUGGAAAAGAAUGUUAUGCCUCUUCUGAAAUCAGUAUAAAAACUUUUCAUACUUCAUAUAUGACAAGAUGAACUAUAUAUUAAUAGACUUGAACUGGCCUUUCUCGAGAUGAUAUUUCCUCAACAGUUAUGAAACAAUUCUAACAAUGUGAAAACCCAUUUUUCAUUAUCAAAAAAUAAUUACUUGGACUAACCCUAAACACUAUAAAUACCUAUAGUCGCAGAGUGAAGGCUCUACCGGCAAACGUGAAAAAGUACCCUGCCAUGCAUCGUACGAUAGGCCAAUUUCAGUUGAACUUCCACCUAUAAAAGCAAAUCCCACGCUCAAAAUGUUCAUUUACAUGUCUUGCGCUAUACAGCGAUCAAAUGGAAACUGUAGGAUUUUGUAAAAGAUACUGAUGCACGAAAUUUGUGAAUAUCCGUAAAAAAUGAGCAUUUAGAGUGCAUGCAUAAGAUGGUUGCGUUUUUUAAACAUCCUGGUCUGUGUACACGAUCCAAUUUUGUCGGAUCAAUAACAAACUAUAUUCCAUACGUCAGAAGUGAAUUGUUCCGACAAAAUUGGAACGUGUGAACGGCCCUUUAUUACUUGACACGACGUUAAAUGGCGCAGAAAAAAUGUGAUACUACCUCGAACGUUGCACUGUCGUGUAUAUUUCGGACUUGUAUGUAUGUAUAUCUCACUCAUUUCAAUUGAAAAUUUUCUCCAGUUUCCACUUGUUCUUCGAUGUGACUGGGUCUUGGUUUAAGGCACAACUUAAUUGUGUGGCCAGCAUCGAUAAGUGGGGGCGACAUAUUUAUAUAUUCAUGUUUAGUGACCGUUAAAAACAAUCAAUUUAAUUAAACACCAAUAUUUGAACGCGAAUUUAACAAUUUUUCAAUAAAAAUGGCAUUUAUUAUUUCAUCAAAGUACUGUUUCGUGGCGUCUUUUGAUUUCGUGCAGGAGAGGUCGGCAGAUUUUUAAAGGCAUUUCUAGCUUGUCCAUCGAUGUCAGUUUUUUGGGAUGAUAAUUUCGAGUGAGGUCACUACGACAAAAUGGACGGAAUCGGGUUAUUCGGGUGACAGUCAAGGCAUUAAUGCUGACUCGUCCCCAGUCGCUUUGGUGUUACGCAAACAAAUAAUUAUAAUGAAAUUAUAUAAUGGCGCGUCAACGCGCGGAGGAACGCGCGGAGGGUAAUGGGAAGGCGAAGGUCACUGAUCUAUAAAUAUCACUACUGAUCAAUAAAUGUCCAACCACUGAUCUAUAAAUGUCCAACUAAGGGACUGCGGAGGAGUCAGGCAUUAAUGGUGAUAAAUAUCCGUUGAUAAGACGACAAGGUGUGAACACGCUUUGCAUAAAUUUGCUCGAAAAAUUCGACUACAUCCACUACGUUAAAUGAGGUCUAAGAUUGUAUAUUAUAUAUCUCUCGACUCAGUAAAGUGAUUGAUUUUUUAUAUAACAUAUUUAAUAACGGUGUCGUUAACUUAGCUAUUUACAAUUAUUGAUAAGAAAAAAUGUUAGAAACACUGUAAUAAUGUAUAUUAUACAACACAGUAUACAAAACUCAAAAGUUAUAAUGCAUAACGAAUGAGGCGCGAGGCGGUAUUUAUUAUAGGAGCAGUUUCAAUUAAACACGACAUUACUUGUGGUUGGCAAAUAAUCCGUAAGUUUAUUUAAUCAUGACUUAUUAUCACUAUACUGAAUAUUAUCUGCAUGGUAUGAAUAAGUGACACAAGUAAGAAAAGGUCUAGGGUUGCUGGGUAAAGUAUUUCAAAUCACAUUUGCCUCAAUCGUGAACCGGCUGCGAGUGCUUAAACGAACUCUGUCUCUGGGUCUCUGCCACGAAUUAUAGUUUGUUGAAGCCGCGUGCACGAUCACAGAAUCCAAUGCAUAACGAAUGAAACAUACAAUAAAAAUAAACGCUAUAAAAAAUCUAUAUUUUUGUAUAAUUAUGUAAAAAUGUAUAUUUAUGGUAUAAAUAGUAAAAUAGGUUUUGGCGACUUGCGAUAUAUUAUUGCGACUCACUUGAAACGUAGCUAGUGCAGUUAAAGGACUAAUUGAAACAAGAAUUAAGAAUUUAUGACGAAUGUAAGAAUUAAAGACGACCAGACGAUUUAAAACGACAACCUUCAUCCGACAACUCAGCGAUGUUUGUCUGUAAAUGGUAAAAUUGAUAUAUUACAGAUUAUACAAAUUAUUGUAAGUGGCCAAGGAAAUGUAUCAAAAUGUCGCAUGAGCCUACAUUUCGAAGAUACAACGAUAUUAGUAUUACUGAUUUAAAGGACGAUUCGGUUCGAAGCGACGAGUUCAAUUUGGUGGCACGCAUGAAUAGAUCUAGAUAGUCAAGAUAAUUAUAAAACGGCGAUUUGUACUUGAGUCUAGAGAAUAAUUUCAAUGACAAAAUAUCUGUGAGUCUUUGAGGCCAAUAAUCGUUGAGCCAAUAGCUGGGUUUCAGUCACGUGACAGAUUUAGCACUUGGUGGUCGACUCCAGAUGGGAAAAUAUUUAUCAAAUAGAGUAAGAUAUUCAUCAGUGUAGGCUUUGACCUAAUAUUGAGUAGAUGUUAUGUGCAAUUUAACAAAAUUUGCACACUUCCAAUAUGUGUGAAGAACACAUAGCCAAGUGUUUCGCUAUGUAUUAGUCUUGAGUGAAACCCACCUAUAAUGACAAAUUCUAGCCAGGUCACCUCUCAAAAACCUUAACCAGCCGACAACCAAGUUUAAAAAAGUAAAGAGACGAACAAAUUCUGAGUAAACCAGUGUUGCUAGAUUACUGAAUAAAUUAGCCAAGUAUAUUACCAUAUUCGUUGUUUUCUUUGUUUGAAACAAAGAAAUCAAAGGGCCGACUAUAACAAUAUUUUGCUUAAUAUAGGAAUAAUAUAAAUGAUUCAAAUAGAGUCAUCUUCAGACAGUUCCAAUUGCGUCUUGUAGAACUCAUAUAUUGCAUUCUCAAGAUGUCUUAGUACUCGGAACUUGUUUAAUUUUACCCCCCAGUCCCGGAGCUUGGCCAUGCAUGCCCAUAGCAGAGCAUCGUUUUUCUCUCUCCAGCCUAGUAGGCGAUAUAAAACGAAAACCAUCAGCAUAGCGGGACUACAUCUUCAGGCUGACUAUACGUUACUAUUUGCUACAAAGUUAAAGGUACUAAUUUUUAUUGCAUAGUUUGUUUAGUGUAGCAGCGCAAGAAUCUUCAGAAAUCGUUUGAAUGACAAAAUGUUAAGACGAAGAGUUUUCUCAUGUGCGUUAUCACUGGUGAUCAUUGUUCAAACCGCAUUGAUAAUUACAGUCGGAUUUUUCCUGCCGAAGCUGAGCCGUGUAUUCGUCGGAGUGUAUGACAAGAAUUUCAUACAUGUAAAUAACAUACAUGCAAUUGAUAAAGGAACGCAACAGAAUAUUCUAUAUAAAAAUGGUCUCCAUAAUCAAACAGCUGAUAUAGGAUACCUUAUCCCAAAGAUAAGCGAAAGUUUUGGACGCAAUCUGCAAAUAAAUUUCGGUGAUGGUGUUCAAUCAAAGCUGACAUUUGAUUAUGCAGAAUUGCAUAUCCCUGCAAAAAUUAGCAGCUACUCAGGAAAUCAACGAACAAACAGGUCAGAAACGUAUAAAAAAUACGUUUUUGUUCAUUCAUCGUACACAGAACAAAUGUCAAUGAGUAUGUUAAGUGUUCUAAGUCUUUGUGGACAAGCCCAAUUUGGUGGAAGGAGGGUUGUGAGACCAUUUAUUUUUAAAUCCAGAUUUGUCAGCACUGAAAAUGGUAAAUCAUUGGGCACUCUUUUUGACUUGAAAUACUUGGAUGAAUUAUUAGACCAUGCUGGAUAUGCACCCAUGGUUAGUAAAAAGGAAUACGUUUCUGAAUGCAAACCAACGGAUCCCAACCAUGUGACUGUACAUUUUCUUUAUCUCGGGGAUACGACGAAGCAGUGGAACAAACGUUAUUUUAGAAAUUUUAAAAUGACGGACGAAUAUUACGACUCUAUCUUCGAGAAGACAAAAUCAAAAGGGUGGGUAGAAUGUAUGUUUUUAGACAAAUCUAUGGGUUUAGCUCCUAGCAAGAAACAAUUCUGCAUUAAUCCAGCGAUUAUAAAAGAUUGGAAAGUAUUUGAAAGGGAUAUUGUCGGUGGAGCAAAAUGUUUGAAUAUUUUACUAUGGAGAGGAAUAGGUGGUGGUGUGUAUCGAAGCUAUUUCACGGAAAAUGAUUUGAGAUUUCCUCACUACGAAAUUCAUUUUGCCUUAAAACCAAGCGAGCCAGUCCAACAAGAAGUAGCGCGUUUUCGAAAAAGAUUUCUACCUGAUCGUUUUAUAACAGUGUAUGUACGCUCUGAAUUUAUACUUAAACCCCAUGGAUUUAAUUUUGAAUUUCUUAAAAAAUGCAUCGAUGUUAUUGUUGAUGUUGCAAAUGCACUUAAAGCAAUGUCAGGGAUAUCCCAUGUGUUCGUUGCAUCUGAUAUGUCAAAGUACGGUUCUGCAGUGCUUUCUAACUACGCGAAUAAAGCAAAAGAAAAAAAUCCUUUUCCAGAUAUUUAUAAAUCUUUAAUAUCGAGAGUUGGCGGGACGGUUUAUAACUACAACGCAACCUCCAGUUUUGUAACAGAACGUGAUUCCAUUGCGCUGGUUGAUCUUACGCUUCUUACGCAAGCGCAGUAUCUCGUGACAGCCGGAGAUGAAACGAUGUCUUCAUUUGUUCGCUGGGUGGCUGGGAAAUUUCUAGCAAACCACCGUGAAGAUAAAGAGUUGUGGUCUAAAAUUUCUGUUUGUAAUAAAUAAUAAUACUAUACUAAUUUUUAUAGGCUUUAUAAUUAUUCACAAAACCAGAAUAAUUAUUGGCAACCCAGAAUGUCUUCUGGAUUGAAAGGCCUGGGGAUUUUGUAUAAAACUUUUUAACGACAUUUUAACCGUUAUUAGCUAAGUAUAUUGUACAAAAUGUUAAGUGUGUAAUAUAUUAUUACCAGGUACGCCGGAACAGGGGAGGGCAGCUGCCCCCUUGCCUUUUACCAGCAGGGGCAAAUGGGGAAGUACAUGCACCCUUUCAUUUCAAGGAUUACUGAAAAACGUCAGGACACCGAAAUCUUCUUGGAGUGAUAA